This is a messenger RNA of Jaculus jaculus (lesser Egyptian jerboa), 5275 nucleotides long. RefSeq names its product solute carrier family 36 member 1 (gene Slc36a1). The transcript is spliced from 11 exons. Gene Ontology annotation, molecular function: glycine transmembrane transporter activity; L-proline transmembrane transporter activity; L-alanine transmembrane transporter activity. Gene Ontology annotation, cellular component: vacuolar membrane. The record is from RefSeq and is a predicted model, not a curated record. Gene Ontology annotation, biological process: glycine transport; proline transmembrane transport; L-alanine transport. Bases 144 to 1571 code for a protein of 475 amino acids. NCBI's taxonomy places the organism in Eukaryota, Metazoa, Chordata, Mammalia, Rodentia, Dipodidae.
GGGGAGCCUGCGUCACGUGACAGGGCCCGGAAGCGGCUGCCCGGGCUGCAGACCAGGAUGGCUGGGUGCUGUCACUGAGGCUGCGAAGGUGGCUUGUGCGGGAGCCCCCGAGCCGGAGCCCGAGCCCGAGCCCUAGCGCCACCAUGUCCACGCAGAGACUUCGCAACGGAGACUACCACGACUACAGCUCCACCGGCGCGAGCCCCGAGGAGAGCCCGUCCGAAGGCCGGAGCAGCUUCUCCCCCGGCUCCUACCAGCGCUUCGGGGAGAGCAGCAGCACGACAUGGUUCCAAACCCUGAUCCACUUGCUGAAAGGCAACAUCGGCACAGGACUGCUGGGACUGCCUCUGGCAGUGAAAAACGCAGGCAUCUUGAUGGGGCCCCUCAGCCUGCUGGUCAUAGGCAUCGUGGCUGUGCACUGCAUGGGCAUACUGGUGAAGUGUGCUCACCACCUCUGCUGCAGAUUGAACAAACCCUACCUGGACUACGGGGACACAGUGAUGCAUGGACUGGAAUCCAGCCCCAGCGCCUGGCUCCGGAACCACGCCCACUGGGGAAGGCGCACUGUGGACUUCUUCCUCAUCGUCACCCAGCUGGGCUUCUGCUGUGUGUACUUUGUGUUUCUGGCUGACAACUUCAAACAGGUGAUCGAAGCGGCUAACGGGACCACCAACAACUGCCACAACAAUGAAACGGUGAUUCUGAUGCCCACCAUGGACUCGCGACUCUACAUGCUGACCUUCCUGCCCUUCCUGGUGCUGCUGGCCUUCAUCCGGAACCUCCGCAUCCUGUCCAUCUUCUCCCUGCUGGCCAACAUCAGCAUGCUGGUCAGCCUGGUGAUGAUCUAUCAGUUCAUUGUCCAGAGGAUCCCAGACCCCAGCCACCUCCCCUUGGUGGCGCCAUGGAAGACCUACCCCCUGUUCUUUGGCACGGCCAUUUUUGCAUUUGAAGGCAUUGGAAUGGUUCUGCCCCUUGAGAACAAGAUGAAGGAUCCACGCAAGUUCCCGCUUAUUCUGUAUGUGGGGAUGGCCAUUGUCACCGCCCUCUACAUCAGCCUGGGGUCCUUGGGAUACCUGCAGUUUGGAGCCAGUAUUCAAGGCAGCAUCACACUCAACCUGCCCAACUGCUGGUUGUACCAGUCAGUGAAGCUGCUCUACUCCAUCGGCAUUUUCUUCACGUACGCGCUGCAGUUCUACGUCCCGGCUGAGAUCAUCGUCCCGUUCUUCGUGUCCCGGGCGCCCGAGCACUGCGAGCUAGUGGUGGACCUGUUCGUACGCACCGCGCUGGUCUGCGUGACCUGUGUUUUGGCCAUCCUCAUCCCCCGCCUGGACCUGGUCAUCUCCCUGGUGGGCUCCGUGAGCAGCAGCGCCCUGGCCCUCAUCAUCCCGCCCCUGCUGGAGGUGACCACCUACUACACGGAGGGCAUGAGCCCCCUCACCAUCGCCAAGGAUGCCCUCAUCAGCGUGCUGGGCUUUGUGGGCUUCGUGGUGGGGACCUACGAGGCCCUGUAUGAGCUCAUCCAGCCGAGCAGCGGUCCCAUUGCCACCAACUCCACCAGUGCCUUUAUGUAGUGAUUCGGGUGCAUUCCAUGCCCCUGCCCAUCCCCCCAGGGUCUGUCCUCGGAGCCUCAGGCAUGGUCCAGCCUUUGGAGACAGGCAGGAUGGCUGUCUGGGUUCUGCUGCACCUGGCACCUGAGUAGCCCCGCCGGGGUGACUGAGGGCAGGUGGAGGGCGGUGUAGAAGACCCUCGCGAGGUACUGCUCGUGACAGUGCUGUCACCACACACUGGUCCUUAUUUGAACCCAGAACUUCUCAUCACUUUUUCUCCUCACACCUCAACAUUGGCCUUCCUCUCCUGACCCUCCUUACCUAAGUAUUCCUCUCGCACGGCUCACUUUAUUUAAAGAUUUUACUGGUGUUCCCCACCUCACCUCUUUUCCUUUCCUGGGCCAGGCCUGGGUCAAAUGAGUGGGGACUCUUGUUGUUUAUGGAGCCAGGCCUCUUCCCCAUCUCUCUCCCUAAGACUGUACUUCACUUUUCCACCCAGUUGAGUCUCAGGGGUGUAUGGACUUACCAAGUAGUUUACAGCCAGCCCCCCCCCACCCCCCAGUGCUUAAAAAUUCACAUCCGCUGUCUCUGGCUUGUGCCCUCUGGGCCAUACCACCUCUUCUCUGAGUUCCUCUGUGCAGGUCACAAUACGAUCCCUUUAAUUACUUUUGCUCUUAAAAGGUAUGAGAUGCUGCCUAAAUUGAAGAUAUUUAUAUUUUAUUUAUGAUUAGAUUCUGACUCUAGACUGAGCUUCAUCAUGAAUUGUUCCCCAGUAAAUUGUAUUCUGCUUCUGGAAAUCUCUGCCCUGGGAGGUGGCUGGGCAGGAUCCUCAGCAGCACUCGCUGAGCGUCUAGAGGUUUCCUUUAUUUACUUGGGUUUUUGUUGUUGUUGUUGUUGUUGUUGAGAUAGUCUCAUAUAGCCCAGGGAGACAGCCUUAUGUAGCCCAGGAUGGCCUUGAACUUGAAGCUGCGGGUAACCUUGAGCUCCCGAGCCACGCUGCAAUCACAGGCGUGUGCAGAUCUCUUAAGCAGGAUCAGAGAGUGUGUACCUCCUUGGGAGGCCACGAGUCAGCUUGAACGUAAAGCGCUUGGGAAAUGCUUGUGCGUGUGCUGGGCCCAGGGCAAGGGUGGCCAAGUAGCAGCAGGGGUUUCUGUCGAGGACGAGGCUUGUCUGUGACUCCUCGGGCAUCUGGACCCACUGGGAGGGGAGACAGCCACCUCCACCUGCCGUCCUGGCCAAAAGACACCCACUUGUUGCUGAGGUCCGUCCCACGUUCCGUUCUUAGAGCUCAUUGACAAUGAAUUCAUUGACACUACGCACACUCAUGCUCACUUGUUUACAGUGCCCUGCCCCAAGCUGCCUUCAUGCCCUGGGCUUCGAAGGAACCACUGAACACUAACUGUGACAUGUGUCUGUCCCCCCAUGUGCUUCUGAGAGUACGUGGCCUUCCGAGUUGGUCACAUCAAGGGUGGACCUUCAGAUUAGGUAGCAAAUUUCAGAGAUGUCAGCGGUCCCCUGCCUGGGGGCUGUGUCCUUGUCAGAGUGUUGCUGAAGGGCAUUCGCUCGCUCUGUGUGUCCUAGCAGCGUGUGACACAGGCGUCAUGUCUCUUCACUCCUGUCACCAGUCUCUUGCCUGCCUAGAGAUAGGAUUUGCCUUGUACUUGGGUUUAGGGAGAAAAGCUAGAAUUGAUCAUGUCUUGCGCGUGUGUUUCAGAGAAGCUGGAAGAGUCACGGCCUACCCUUAGCUCAGCUCUUCUUUUCCAGGGCCUUACCCCCCACCCCCGCCCCGUGGCUCCAGGGGAAGGGCUGCGGGCCAUGGUGUGUCCUGCAGCUCCUGACCCGCCCAAGCAUGUGGCAUUGCUCCUUGCUGUCCCGUGGGAGGGCGUCACGUCUCCCCUUGCCCACUCAUUGGUAGGUAGUCUCUUACAGGAGCUUACGUUGCCAGGUGUCAGCUGGGGUUCUCUGAGGCACUACCCUCUGAAGUCUCAGGUGGGAAGUGACCAGAGUGGGCUUGGAAAUUGUCCCCCUCAUCCUCUGUUUCCGGGCUCAGGUUCUGGCAACCCUGCUGUGAGCCGCGUGCUUGAGCUCCUAGAGGUGAUGUCUGAGGUAGACGCCCGAGGUCCCCCGGCCCCAGCUCUUGCAGAGGACAGGCUGCGGCGUUAAGUUCUCUGGCCUGAGAGCAUGGGCGGAGGAGAGCCGGCUCUAGGGUCAGGCUAUGGCAGCUUCUCGAGCAUGGCCUGUCUCUCUGUUGGAUAGCUCUUCCUGUGCUCCUGAGGCACCAGGGCCCUGGUACUGUAGCUUUGGCAGGAGUGCCCUUGCCAGCUCCUAGGCCUGGAGCAGUGGUGGAAGGAGGAAGCCCACCGUCCUUUGCUGCGGGCGAGCCCUGGCCAGUGCAGCUUCUCCACAGCAGCCUACAGGGCGCUUGAGUCAGGCGCCCCUGGCUUCCCCCACUUCCCGUUGGGAGCCAGCUGCAUCACUUCUCACCAUGCCCUGACCGGUCCCUUGUGAGAAAGCGCCCAGAUUAGUAGAAGUCUGAUCACCAAGCUUUGGACAAGAUUUUAGGGAAAGUGGGGCUGCAUCUCCCAGAUACCCCAGAGUCCCUUCCCCCAGCUCCCCAGUUGGUUCUCAGAUUCCCAGGAUCCCAAAGGUUGUUUUGGGCUCGCUUAUUGGUUCUAUGUUGAAAUGCCGUUGCUGGGCACAAGUCUCAGCUCCCAGUGGGCAAUGCCCCCCUCCCGGGAUGGGCAAGAGUGUGACAGGCAUGUGGCAUUAUUUGUAUUGUGCUGCUGUCUGGGCCAGAAAGAUGUGACUGAGGGGGCAGAAUGUAGCCCAGGAUCCCAUCUUGCCUCUCCAGCCAGUGCGGGUGCCCAUUGCCCAUGAGAGGCAAGAGUUGGUGCGACCAACCGUCUUAAGGACCGUCUUAAGGUGGAUGGCAAGCGUUAGAAAACCAUCCCCUCUCCCUGUCUGUUGCCUCAUGUUCCUUUUUCCUUCUUGGAUUUCCUCUUUCUAUGGCCUCACGCCAUCUUUACAAGACCUCAGUUUGUGUGUGUCUGCAGCAGGCUGUAUGUCCUGAUCGUACAGAGAGCUCUGUACCCUGGCUUUGCUUUCACUGCUGGGCAGUUGCUGCUCCCAGUGGGGCCCUUGCUUUGCUCAGAACGGGAAGCCAGCGGCAGAGUGGCAGGAUGCCGUAAUCAGAGUCUGCCUCAGAAUUUAAUUUGCCAGAGUACAUUAGAAAUGGCCGGGACUGUCCGGGAAAAGCAAGCAGCCUGGCUCAUUUUUGAAUUCCAAGCUUGCAGGUAGAUAAUCCCGAUGCUGGCUCCCUCCUCAGCCCGGCGGGUCUCUUCUUUUUUUUCUCUCUUCUAUGCACCCUGAGUCAUUCCCUUGCCAGAGACAUAAAUGGUGCUGACAGAUACUUGAGGAAGAAACUGAGGCUGGAAGGUGCUUGAUGUUAGCUCUCUUCUUUGGUUCAAAUCAAGGCGAUGCUGGGGCAAGUUGUGUUCCUUUAAUAAACAAUAGAAUCAGGUGACUGUUGUGAACCCUGCCAGUGGACAAGAGAGUUAUCACGCAGCAAGUCUUGAUUCAGUAUGGUGUGUCAUGUGCCUGUGUAUUUCCAGCAUGGUGUCUGUACACAUGUGGGUGCGUCAGAGCUUGUAGAUCUCAUGUUGGGUUGCACACAUAGAUUUUUUUGUUAAAUUUCCCCCUUCAAUAAAUGAAUUAUUUUUUAUUUUUGA